CAGCAGCAGCAGCAGCGGAGCCGCUCGUCUCUUCAGCCGGAGUCACAGCGCAAUCCCGUUACAGCCAUGGCAGACAACGCCGGCUUGGAAAACCACCGCAUUAAGAGCUUUAAAAACAAGGGUCGCGAUGUCGAGACUAUGAGGAGACAUCGGAAUGAAGUCACAAUCGAGUUAAGAAAGAACAAACGAGACGAACAUCUACUGAAGAAGAGAAACGUCCCGCAGGAGGAGAGUCUGGAGGACUCUGAUGUCGACUUAGACUUCAAAGGACACAAUAUUACACUUGAUUGCAUAUUACAGAAUGCGACCAGUGAUAAUGCAGUUAUUCAGCUAAGUGCCGUGCAGGCAGCCAGAAAACUGCUCUCCAGCGACAGAAACCCGCCCAUCGACGACUUGAUAAAGUCUGGGAUCCUGCCUAUUUUAGUGAAAUGCCUAGAAAGAGAUGACAACCCUUCUCUCCAGUUUGAAGCAGCCUGGGCUCUGACCAACAUCGCCUCGGGAACGUCAGCACAGACUCAGGCGGUGGUUAAAUCUAAUGCGGUGCCGCUGUUCCUCGAACUUCUACGCUCCACCCAUCAGAACGUCUGUGAACAGGCUGUAUGGGCUCUAGGAAACAUUAUAGGUGACGGUCCACAGUGCAGGGAUUAUGUCAUCUCCCUGGGUGUGGUCAAGCCUUUGCUGUCGUUUAUCAACCCGUCAAUCCCCAUCACCUUUUUGCGUAAUGUCACCUGGGUGAUAGUUAAUCUGUGCCGCAAUAAGGACCCACCUCCUCCAAUGGAGACGGUGCAAGAGAUUCUGCCUGCCCUCUGCAUCCUUAUAUAUCACACUGACAUAAACAUUCUGGUGGACACGGUGUGGGCUCUGUCCUACCUGACGGACGGUGGCAACGAGCAGAUCCAGAUGGUCAUCGAUUCCGGCGUCGUCCCUUUUCUCGUGCCUCUCCUCAGCCACCAAGAGGUCAAAGUUCAGACGGCAGCUCUCCGGGCGGUGGGAAACAUCGUGACGGGCACAGACGAGCAGACGCAGGUCGUCCUCAACUGCGACGUCCUUUCGCAUUUCCCCAACUUGCUCACACAUCCCAAGGAAAAGAUUAAUAAGGAAGCCGUCUGGUUCCUGUCCAACAUCACAGCUGGAAACCAGCAGCAGGUCCAGGCGGUGAUCGAUGCCGGACUGAUCCCCAUGAUAAUCCAGCAGCUGGCCAAGGGGGACUUUGGCACUCAGAAGGAGGCGGCGUGGGCCAUCAGCAAUCUCACCAUCAGUGGAAGGAAAGACCAGGUGGAGUUCCUGGUGGACCAGAACGUCAUCCCUCCGUUCUGCAACCUGCUGUCGGUGAAAGACUCGCAGGUGGUGCAGGUGGUUCUGGACGGACUGAAGAAUAUUCUCAUCAUGGCGGGAGAUGAAGCCAGUAACAUCGCUGAGAUCAUCGAGGAGUGUGGAGGUUUGGAGAAGAUUGAGAAUCUACAACAGCACGAGAACGAGGACAUCUACAAACUAGCCUUUGAGAUUAUUGAUCAGUACUUUUCAGGAGACGACAUCGACGAAGACCCCACGCUGAUCCCCGAAACCACUCAAGGAGGAACCUUCAGCUUCGACCCAGCGUCCAACAUGCAAACCAAGGAGUUCAACUUCUGAAGAGAGGCAGAGUGUUCGGAGGAAACCAGCUGCACAGGUGCUCCGGAAACACCACAGACCUUCAUCCACCUCUCCAACCCGGCAACCUGGUACGGAAGGAUUUGCUCCGCUUCAACAUGGAACCGCCUCCGCACCGCGGCGGAGUUUCUUCAAUCCAGCAAAUCUCACAUCGGACUCCUCAGAUUCAGUUGCCAAAUCUUCACACGGAUAACCAGAACACCAGAAACGCACCCACACACACUCACACAUACACACACACACACACACACACUUUGAUCUUAGCGAUUGUGUGCAUACUUCAGUUCAAAGCCAUCAUAUCACCAAAUGGGGAAGAAAUACUGCUGUUUGUUUUUCGUGGUUUCUUUUGUGCUUUCCCCUCCCUUAGAUUGUUCCGGUGUUUAUCGCACGCACAAGAACACACCUAGUCACAUAGAGUUGCACCCCGACGCCCCUUCUCUCACCGAUCUAAAGGUUUGGUCCCAGAGCAAAGCCAUGCUGAACCACAGAGCCGUGUCCGGGCUGAGCGGGCGGCACACGAGGACUCAGAGCGAACUUGACUGACGGGAUUUGUGACUGAAUGACGUCACCUUUUUUUUUUUUUUUGGAUUAUUGAAUGUUUCUUUUAAAAACACAAAUGUGAAGAUGACUUUUUUUUUUUUUUCAAACAUGCAACCUAAUGAUCCAGCAGAGCGAGAAAACAUUUUUUAAGACGACAACCUACCGUCGUCACGGCGGCCGUUCACCCCGCCUCACCCCUUCAGUUCAGGACGUCCACCAGUGAAUAUUAAUGCAAAAUUUUAAGUGUUCCUUUUUUAGAGACCAUAUUUUACAGUUGUUGUUUUUUUUUCUUCUUCAGUCUUAUGCACACGUGUCUGCGAGGCAAAUUCAGAAUCUGCCUCCAGACCCGGACCUUCACUCAAAGACUUGGAGAGAGUGAAGGUCUGAACCGUUCCACUGCUUUAAAUGAAGCGGUCAUCGUUCGAUUGUGACGUGUAAAACCUCCUCGCUGUCUCUUUACUUAAAAGCCUGUACAAAGCUGCUGCAGCUGACAUGCUGUCGACGAUGAUGGGGGCGGACGGACGGACGUUCUUUUGUUUUCUCAGUUGAAAGCAAUAUUUCUUUUUGACUUGCAUAUGUGUUAUGACGACAUCCUGAAGAAUUGGAACUGGCGUUUUGGUUUUUUUUUUUUUAAUCGUAGUCCGUGGUGGUGAUGGGCUCGGUCACACGUGACCCCAACCCUUGUCAGGAGGACUGGACGAUCCUCUAGUUGGCUGCUAACUACUGAGAGGGGGGUCAGAAAAAAAAGGGGGUGUACCCUGUUUUCUUUUUUAAAAAUGUUGGGUGGGCUUGUGUUGGGAUUGUUUAUCACUGAACAAAGCAAAUGUAGAGAGGGUGUACAGUCAUGGACGAGCAGACUAGACCGAGCCACUUUAAAGAUUUACAAUUUUGUUGCCUUGUAGCCGACGUGGAUACAAGCUUGUGUUUGUUGCAAGAUUUUUACUUGCUGAUUAAAAAAAAGAAAGUUGUUUUAAAGGAAAUAAUAGAGUAAAAAGCAACAGACAGCGUUUUGGCCUCUGAUUGUUUAUAUCUUUUUAUAAAUUUUAGAUUGACCUUUUCUCUUUAAGGUGGCUCAUUGAUGCUUUCAACUCCUGUGCAUAUUAAAACGAGUUGGAAAUCA
This is a messenger RNA of Synchiropus splendidus (mandarinfish), 3310 nucleotides long. It is a transcript of the gene kpna3, whose product is annotated as karyopherin alpha 3 (importin alpha 4). The transcript is spliced from 17 exons. The record is from RefSeq and is a predicted model, not a curated record. Gene Ontology annotation, biological process: NLS-bearing protein import into nucleus. Lineage: Eukaryota; Metazoa; Chordata; Actinopteri; Syngnathiformes; Callionymidae. Gene Ontology annotation, cellular component: nucleoplasm; nucleus; cytoplasm. Gene Ontology annotation, molecular function: nuclear import signal receptor activity; protein binding. Bases 67 to 1632 code for a protein of 521 amino acids.